GAAGAGCAAGAGCAAGAAGAAAUGUCAGAACUGCAGAACGACGAAAAGGUCGAAUUCAUUCAACAUUCUCCUUCAGAAGGAAAACAACAAAGAUCAAAUAACGGCUCUCUUAAUGAAGAAUUAUGCAGCGAAGGGAUAGCUAGUCCAACCAAAGAAGAAUCGACCUUGAAAGGGAAGCCAUGUUGCUACCCCUAUAUCAGAUACACGAAGACGUUUUGGCUAUUUUUUGCCUUUAUAGGCUUGGGAGUUUCCAACACAAUGUAUGGUCCAACUAUCCUUGACCUUGCCUACCACACCAAGUCAGACCUGGCACAAAUGUCAUAUGUGUUUACGGCACGUGCAAUUGGGUUUUUGGUGGGUACUGUCAUAGGAGGAUGGUUAUUUGACAGGUACAACAAGUAUUUAGUGCUUGGAGGUUCUUCAUUGGGAAUGGUGUUGGCAAUGAUAGUUUUUCCUUUGGUUAAAAGUGUUUAUGCUUUGAUAGCAAUUGGAUCAGCUAUGUCUGUAUGUUCUGCAAUGUUAGAUACAGCUGGUAAUGUCAUCCUGUUCAUUCUGUGGCCAAAAAAGUCMCAACCAUACAUGCAAAUGCUGCACUUUACCUAUGCAAUUGGAGCAUUAAUUGCACCAUUGCUUGCCAAACCGUUUCUCCUUCCAGAAAGCAUCACKAAUUUAACCUCAAAUGCUACAGCAAGUAUUCAAGAUGACAUACCAAGUGUYGCUUGGGCUUACUGGCUUGGCACAAUACCCUGUGUCGUAGCUGGAGUAUUCUUCUUGGUCUGUGCUUUCCUAAAAUCACUGCAAGAUGAAGCAGUUGAGAAAGAGCAACAGCYUCCAGCAAGUCACUCCAACAACAAAGUGUUCACAGGCGUUGUUCUUGCUUUGUUCUUCAUGUUUGUCUGCUUCUAUGUUGCCGUUGAAGAAACCUAUGGUGGUUUUGUCUUCACAUUUGCUGUUAAAUCCAAACCACACAUGACUCAAGACAGGGCAGCACUGUUGACCGCAACCUUUUGGGGAACAUUUGCAUUUUCAAGAUUCAUCUCCGUCGCAUUAGCCAAAUAUUUGAAACCACACAGCAUUCUUUUCAUUGAUAUUAUAGGAUGUAUUAUUGCAAGCMCAAUACUGGUCUCYCAGCACAGUGAAUGCAACAUGCAAUCAAGCACAAAACUGUGGGUAGGGACAGUUAUUCUUGGAAUUUCAGCAUCAUCUAUAUUUGCGUCAAUGAUGAGCUGGGUGGAUACUUUCCAGGCAGUAUCUGGACGUUUAACGUCGUUCCUUUUUGUUGGUGCAUGUGUUGGUGGGAUGAUAGUACCAGUUGUUGUUGGAAAUACUUUCAAAUCUAUAGGUACAUGUACACUAAUGCACUCAGUCUUGACCUUGAGUUGCCUUUGUCUCCUUACCUUUGCAGCAAUAUACCUCUUUGGUAGAUAUUAUAAACCUAGCAAUACUAGAAAUAGCAUAGAACUUGAUGAGGGCAAAUCAGAAGAGCCCCUAAAACUCAAAAACCAAGAUGAAAAUGAAGCUCUCUAGCUCCUCAGUGAACAAAAUUGAUAUGAUAUAAAUAUAAUUUAAAUGAUUCGAUGAGAUUUUUAGUACAAAUUAAAAGACAAGCAUUAUUUAGUAGAGCUUUUAAAAAUUCACUGUUUGCUAUUUAGCCUCAAAUUUUUCAAUGUUUACUUUUGAGAGAUCUUUCCAAUACUCAAAUAUAAAAUCUAUAUCUCUGCAUGCCUAUGUAAUAUCCUAGAUUUAGUAUUCACCAAACUAUGGGCUAUAACAAAUCUAGCAUUUUGAUUGGCUAACAAACUAUGGCAUAAUCUUAUACCAUAGUCACAACGAAUCUAGUGAAAGUAGUCACAGAAAUGUUGAGAAACAUUUGUUCUUUAUAUUCUUUUUUCAAAUUUGCUCUGUAGUUUGGUGGAUAAAAAACAUAUUUAGCUAUUCCAAAAAGGUUGUCGGAUAAAAUGGGGAAUGUCAACAGUCGAACGGCAAAUGCACGACUGAAAGUAACCAUGGGUUUUGCUAGUUGAAAGGCAAUAACAACUGAUUUAUAGGUCUGCAAGAUACACCUAAUUGAAAAAACYUAGUCGUGUUCGAAAASYUCACAUCAUAGAAGCUAAGACCYAAAGGGAUUUUGGGUACCACUAAAUUGGGAUUACAUUUGCGUAUACGGUGUUCAACAUGGUGCACGGUAAAGCAACUAGAGCUAGUAAGAUUAAUAGCAUGCUAGUCUUUUAUGCUGGAGAGCUGUUUGUAUGAAAUUAGACAAAUUGUUUGUCUUCCCAAGUACCCCUUCGGUCUUAGCUUCUAUGAUUUGACCUUCUUGGACCCGACAAAGUUUCUUCAAUUAGGUGUAGUCUGUGGUAAACAUUAACUCCAUUUAGUCUCCAUUUCUAUGUAAGGUGAAUCCAGGUGAAAUUUUGUUUUUCAAAACAGUGUAACCAGAGUCCCAAUUGGUCGUGGAAUCUCCCUUUGACAAUCGCCGUUUGCCGUUCUUCCUGACAAUGUUUUUUGAAAUAGCUGUAUAAUACUUGUUCUUGUAAACUAUGAGUUGAAAGUCCACUCAACCUUGUAACGGUAUUAUGGUAUAUUAAAUAUAUUAAUAAAUUAGCUAUUUUAAAAACUAA
Molecule: messenger RNA, 2621 nt
Organism: Exaiptasia diaphana
Lineage: Eukaryota; Metazoa; Cnidaria; Anthozoa; Actiniaria; Aiptasiidae
Product: sodium-dependent glucose transporter 1A
Exons: 3
Coding region: 22-1527 (501 amino acids)
Biological process (GO): transmembrane transport
Source: RefSeq, a predicted model, not a curated record